AUCUCUCUCUCUCGCUCUCGUUCUCUCUUACUUUCUGAAUGAGCUCUGCUCUCUUAUAUACUCACAGGUGCGUGGCAACCCCUCAAGGCUGGAAGAUGAUCAGGAAUCCAAUUAUAGAGGAUUACAAGGAUAAGAUGCCACCGUAUCAGCCUUCCUGUUACACAGAAGAUGUAGAAAGAGAGAGAGAGAGCGAGGAUGGCAGCAUACGUCUGUAUUUCCCCAGAAGACAAACAGGACGUCUCCGACCACUGAGACGGGUGAAUUGCAUCAGAAACGGUACUGACUGAGUCUGGACAGUGACUCGGACACCUCUACAGUGUUUCUGUGUGACAAGCUCUCCUCAAGACUUGAGACUGGAGGUCAGAGAGCUUGUACCCUGGCUGUCUCCCCCAGGGUCCUUCCAACAAGGUGGGAAGGGGGUCAGCCGAAACGAUCACAUGGAGGGCAGGCCUCUCUCGCCCCUCUUGCUGGCUGUGCUGUUUCUGGCAACAGGUGCGAGCGAUGAUGACCGCUCACUGCACACUCAUCAGGUCAGUACGGCUCAGUGUGGAGAAUACAGCAAUCAGGUCCUAGAGGACGGCAUGUGUCGACUCAUGGCCAUGUUACCCCAGCUGGACGACCAGCGCUGCCCGGACAUGUUCCGCUGUACUGAUGAAGUUUCAUACUGGCUUCAUGAGAAUGAGGAACGCAAACAGCAGAUUCUGACCCUGCGGGAGACAGUGUCUGAACUUCAAGAGGAGCUUCGCAACCAUCGUCAUCGAGUCAAAGUCUUAGAACUACAGAGUGAAGAGAAGAACCGUAAUAAUUCAUCUAUUGAGCAGCGCUUGCAUGAGCUGGAAGAUCAUUACGCUGAGGCCACAACCUUGUUGCACAUCCAGGGCUCAUUGAUCUAUGACCUCCAGACCCAGAUUCAGAACCUUUCCCUGCUGGUGGAAAAAGUCAGACGUAACCCGGGCUGCAUGAUCAACAUAGUCCGCACCAGCCCAAUGCUCAGUGCACAGGAAGCCCUGCAUCCUGAGGUGCAGCAUGUCAGGAACUGCCCCAUCGACUGUGCCUCCAUCUACUAUAACGGAGUGCGGCACUCUGGGAUCUACACUGUUGUGCCCUCACUAGGGGCCAUGCCAGUGGAAGUCUACUGUGAUAUGGACACAGACGGUGGCGGCUGGACUGUGAUCCAGCGCAGGCAAGAUGGCUCCGUGAACUUUGACCGCAGCUGGAAGGAGUAUAAAGAGGGAUUUGGAGACCUGCACACCGAAUACUGGCUGGGAAAUGAACACAUCCAUGACCUGACCAGUCAGGGAGACUAUAUGCUCCGUAUUGACCUGGAGGACUGGAGCGGGAAACACAAACACGCUGUUUAUCAGAGUUUCAGUGUGGAGGACGAGAGCACUCGGUACCGUCUGCGUGUGUCGGGCUUCAGCAGAACUGUGGAGGACUCCUUCAGCUGGUAUCAUGACAAGCAGAGCUUCAAGACACCCGACACGGGCAACAUCUGUGCCGAGAUCUCCCACGCUGGCUGGUGGUACAACCAGUGUUUCUACGCAAACCUCAACGGCAUCUACUACAAGGGUGGCCGCUACUCGCUGAAGGGGAAGAACCCUCUUGGUCCGGACGGUAUUGUGUGGUACACCUGGAAAGAUUCGGAUUAUUACUCUCUGAGGAAGGUCAGCAUGAUGAUCCGACCCAGAAUCUUCAGACAGCAUCUGUCACCCUGAAUCAGACCCAACCAAAGAGCUUGGGCCCGUACGUCAACCAGCCAAUCACAGUUCUCAGAGCCACAGCGAAGUGUGAAACAGAGGAAAAUCAGUGUAUGGACUGAAUGUCUUGUCCAGACAGUGAAACCAUUUUAGGAUUAUCCCAAAAACUAGAGAAGGACUGCUCCUGAGACAGCCAGUGUCUGCCAUUCAGUGAGUCUGAAUGUUACAUGCCUAUAUUUUCUAUACCCAUGGUUUUAAGAUUAAGAACAUUUUGACUUAUUUUAUAAAUGUGUAUCAAAGGUAGAUUUAGUUUCUGCAGCGUACAAUGGGACCAAAGACCCUUUUGUUUUUUCCCCCCAAAAACCCUAAAUAGCAACAAUCAUCCCACAGCAUGGGGCCUCAUUUAUAAAAUGUUGUGCAGAAAUUGUCUUUAAAUUGAUCUUACGAUCAUCCCUCAAAUAUGCAUAUACGGGUGAUUCAUAAAUUGAACGUACGCAUCUCUUUCAGAUGUGAAAUCUAUGAAUCGCAAAUGAUCUUGAAUGUGAAAGAUCACUAGUCAUCAUCCAAAUUCUUUCAUUUAGAACAGCGAGCUGCAAGAACCGCUUACAUUUCCAAAAACCUGCAGCACUCGAACAAGAAAAAGUGCGUACGUCUGCUCAGACCCUGACGUGACGCUAAGCACUUUUCCACGUAAAAAGACAGUUUUUACAAAUAUGAGCGUUGGCUUGGAUUUAAGCAUACUAUCAAAUCUGAGCGUACGCACGCUUUAUAAAUGAGGCCCCUGUUUACCACUAUUUUCCAGAUCAAGAGGAUCAUUGCAUGAGUACAUGAUUAAUGAUUCAUUAUUGCAUUUAAUCAAAUAUACACUAUUAUUCAAAAUUUUAGGGUUG
Cyprinus carpio (common carp) is the source of this 2587-nucleotide messenger RNA. RefSeq names its product angiopoietin-2. NCBI's taxonomy places the organism in Eukaryota, Metazoa, Chordata, Actinopteri, Cypriniformes, Cyprinidae. The record is from RefSeq and is a predicted model, not a curated record.